This is a messenger RNA of Malurus melanocephalus (red-backed fairy wren), 2476 nucleotides long. RefSeq names its product cadherin-9-like. Lineage: Eukaryota; Metazoa; Chordata; Aves; Passeriformes; Maluridae. Gene Ontology annotation, biological process: cell morphogenesis; calcium-dependent cell-cell adhesion; cell-cell junction assembly. The record is from RefSeq and is a predicted model, not a curated record. Gene Ontology annotation, molecular function: calcium ion binding; cadherin binding. The transcript is spliced from 10 exons. Gene Ontology annotation, cellular component: catenin complex; plasma membrane; adherens junction. Bases 74 to 2326 code for a protein of 750 amino acids.
AGAGGAAUAUAACAUUUGAAAAAUUUGUUCUGGUGAAUUAUUAGAGGAGUGGAGGCUAGCAGCAUCCCUGGAAAUGAUGAGGACUCACUCCUUUCUGACAGUUUUGCUUUGGAGCUGUGUGUUUUAUGUGAUUCAUAUGACGCCAUCCCAGAAAAGGACUAACAAGCACUCACACAGUGAAAGGAUAACAGGAUUGUCAGAGAAUGAUGGAAAAACACUGCACCGCACCAAGCGUGGUUGGAUGUGGAAUCAAUUUUUCUUGCUGGAGGAGUACACAGGUCCAGAUACCCAGUACGUGGGCAAGCUACACACUGACCAAGAUAAAGGAGAUGGAAAUUUAAAAUACAUAUUAACAGGAGAUGGGGCUGGCAGUCUGUUCAUUAUAGAUGAAAAUACAGGAGAUAUUCAUGCUGCAAAGAAAUUGGACAGAGAAGAAAAGUCCCUGUAYGUGCUACGUGCCAAGGCUAUAGACAGAAAAACUGGAAGACAAGUGGAGCCAGAGUCUGAAUUUAUCAUUAAAAUCCAUGAUAUCAAUGACAAUGAACCGAAAUUCACCAAGGAYAUGUACACCGCCAGCAUUCCGGAGAUGUCUGGAGUUGGCAUCAUCAAGACUGCUUUACCGGACAUGAGCAGAGAAAACAGGGAGCAGUACCAAGUGGUCAUCCAGGCCAAGGACAUGGGAGGMCAGAUGGGAGGACUGUCAGGAACCACCACYGUGAACAUCACUCUGACCGAUGUCAACGACAACCCACCUCGCUUCCCCCAGAGCACCUACCAGUUCAGCUCUCCUGAAUCUGCGCCACCCGGGACUCCUCUUGGCAGAAUUAAAGCCAAUGACCCCGAUGUGGGAGAAAAUGCAGAGAUUGAGUAUAGCAUCUCCAAUGGGGAUGGAUCAGACAUGUUUGAUAUCAUCACUGACAAGGACACACAGGAAGGGAUUAUAACUGUCAAAAAGCCUCUGGAUUUUGAAAACAAGGUGUUAUAYACCCUAAGAGUAGAAGCAACCAACACUCAUCCUGAUCCUCGUUUUCUUCAGCUGGGRCCAUUCAAAGACACGGCUUUGGUCAAAAUUUCUGUUGAAGACACUGAUGAACCUCCAGUGUUCAGCAGACCCUGGUAUUUAAUAGAGGUAGAUGAAGACGCCAAGGAAGGAAGCAUUAUUGGGCAYGUUGUAGCCCAAGAUCCAGAUACAGCAAAGAAUGCAAUAAAAUAUUCUGUAGAUCGACACACUGACCUUGACAGAAUAUUCAACAUCUAUUCAGGAAAUGGAUCUUUAUUCAUCUCAAAGCCACUUGACCGAGAAGAAACUCCUUGGCACAACAUCACUGUCAUAGCAACUGAAAUCAAUAAUCCUAAACAAAGUAGCCAGAUACCUGUCUUCAUACGGAUUUUAGACAUAAAUGAUCAUGCACCAGAGUUUGCCAACUACUAUGAAACAUUUGUUUGUGAAAAUGCAAAAGCAGGACAGCUCAUCCAGACUGUGAGUGCAACUGACAAAGAUCAGCCUCCUCGAGGACACAAAUUUUUCUUUGAGUUGGUGCCAGAAUUUGCUGCUCAUCCAAACUUCUCUGUUGUAGACAACAAAGAUAACACAGCAGGAAUUAUGACUAGGAGAAAUGGAUACAGCCGUAGCAAGACAAGUACAUAUCUUYUGCCAAUCAUAAUAUUUGACAAUGACUACCCAGUCCAGAGCAGCACAGGCACRCUGACCAUCCGCGUGUGCGCCUGUGACAGCCGGGGGAACAUGCAGUCCUGCAGCGCCGAGGCUCUGCUCCUCCCUGCYGGCCUCAGCACGGGGGCUCUGGUUGCCAUCCUCCUCUGCAUCAUUAUCCUGCUGGUUUUAGUUGUCUUGUUUACGGCUCUCAAGAGGCAGAGGAAGAAAGAACCCUUGAUUAUCUCAAAGGAUGAUGUUCGGGACAAUAUUGUGACCUAUAAUGAUGAAGGAGGUGGGGAAGAAGACACCCAGGCUUUUGACAUUGGCACACUGAGAAAUCCAGAAGCAAGGGAGGAAAGCAAGAUGAGAAGAGAUGUUAUCCCAGAAACAAUUUUUCAGAUAAGGCGGACUGCACCUCUUUGGGAAAACAUCGAUGUCCAGGAUUUUAUUCAUAGAAGGUUAAAGGAAAAUGAUUUAGACCCAGCUGCCCCUCCUUACGAUUCGCUAGCAACGUAUGCCUAUGAAGGAAAUGAUUCCAUAGCAAAUUCACUCAGCUCCCUGGAAUCACUUACCACAGAAGGCAACCAAGACUAUGAUUACCUCAGUGACUGGGGACCUCGGUUCAAAAAACUAGCAGAUAUGUACGGUGGAGAGGACAGUGAUCGAGACUGAGAAAGUAAUCUGUGACCUGGUCAGUGUUAGUGGAAUUCAUGUCUAUGUUCCUAGAUAAAGUGGCCUACUCUCUCUUGCUUGAGAAAAAAAAAAAAUACAAAAAAUAGGUGUUGUCUUAGUAAGGGUUUGCUUAAUCAAUAAGUCAAUGUG